AUAAUACACAUGAAGUCUUCAUGGUAACUACUGAGGAAAUUGAAAAGUCAGAGGACGAAUGGCAUAUUUCUUCUGAAUAUAACUCUAUUAAAGAUAAUGAAGAAACAUGGUUUGAGGAACAAUUACUUCAACAAUUCUCCAAC
Molecule: messenger RNA, 143 nt
Organism: Funneliformis caledonium
Lineage: Eukaryota; Fungi; Glomeromycota; Glomeromycetes; Glomerales; Glomeraceae
Source: the annotation of a GenBank genome assembly